AUGGUCCUGCAACUCUUGAUCCUUGGCUUCUUCCUGCCUGGAGCUGCGUCAAAGUCCUUUCCGUUUCCUGAUGAUUUCCGGCACGCUCCCCACUGCGACACAUGCAGUGGCCCGGGCGCCGCCCAAUGCAACAGCUCGGAUUGCCAGACUCGGUGUGUGAAGGAAGGCAAGCAGUGCUUCAAGGCCAACCGCUUCAAGCUGGGCUGUUGCUGCAACCCGUCUGAAGUCCCCAGCCCGGAGAUCUACAAAUGCCGCACCGGUGGCAGGCACAGUGGAGACUGCAAGUGGGAGUGUUGCGAGGCAGUUCGAUAUGGAGAACACAAGGUAUUUCCAGUCAUCUGCGGAGACGGUUGCUGCGUGCCUAGCGACCACGGAUGGCCGACGCAGUGUGGCACAAGCUGGAAGCUGUCGCUGCAGGGGUCGGCUCCUAAGCGGCAUCCGUGCUGCUUGCCGAAGGGAGCGACACAGGAUCGUCAGAAUGGCGCGCGCUGCUGCUUGCACGGUGACGGGGUGGACUGCUCUUCGCCUGGCCAAGAUGAGCCUUGCUGUUUGUUGCCAAGCACCAAGGUCACCCACAACAAGAAUGUCAGCCGUGAUCCCCAUGCAGUCUGUCAGAGAAACUCAUGUGUAGCUUACGCCCCAUGUACUGGCACGGGCAGGGGCGUGCUGUGCAGCUCGCUAGACAAGUUUGUUUGCUGCCUGCGUGAGGGCAGUCCAUCUGCACAUGACCCAUGCCAGCUCAGCGUUGCUGAUUGUAGCGCACGUUACUCACCUUGCCGCGUGACAGACCAGCAAGGGAUUGAUUGUGCAUCGCACAGCGGGAAAAGCAUUUGCUGCCUAUCAGAAGGCAAGGAGGCCGGAUCAUGUCGCCAGUCUGAGUCUGAGUGCGCAGAAUACCACCGGCAGCAGACGCACAUGGCUGUCAUUGCUGUGGCCUCAUCGGUUGCAGCAGUCGUACUCCUGCUUGUGCUGUGCUGGCGCUGCUACAAGCGCCUGCGCUUGUGCUAUAGGAGCUUCAUGGACAACUUGGUCUCCCCGUUGCUUCUUCCGAGCGGCGACGUUGCUUCGGUGAGCCCAUUGAUUGACCAUCCGCGCCGCGUGCUGCUUGCCAUUUCAUGCGAGGCUUACUACGACACGGCGUAUUAUUCACGGCUGACGACACCACAUGCAGAUGCGGAUGUCUUGGCGCAGGAGUGCCAGAGCAUGGGCUACGACGAGGUGCUUCCUGUGCGGGCCUCUACUCGGGCAGACAUCGACAACGGCUUGCGCAGAGCCGUGCAAAAGGUGGCUGGCACAACUAAGGCAUUGCUGAUGAUCUCCUACUCUGGCCAUGCCGUGGAGGUGGACGGCAGGAUGAUGUGGGCCCCAGAGAGUGCGAUUCAUGAUGACAUGGGGACCCAUUUCGAUGCAAGUUGCUUGUGCCGCGACCUUAUGGAAGUGCAUCUGCGCGAAGGCAUAGCGCGAUUUGGCGCUACCGAGCCGGCCAAGAACUUGUUCGCGGUCCUACUGGCAGACUGCUGCCGUCGUCCGAGCGCUGGGAACCAUUGCGAUCCCCUCCGGCAGACCUUGACUGACAGACGCCGUCGUGACCGAGGCGGCUUGUAUGUCAUCUACUCGUGCGGCCCGGGGCUGCCGGCCUAUGAUGAGCACUCCAGUGGCCAUAGCCCGUUUGUGCAAUCCGUCCAGGAGUGCCUAUGA
Messenger RNA from Symbiodinium necroappetens, 1698 nucleotides. The record is from the annotation of a GenBank genome assembly. NCBI's taxonomy places the organism in Eukaryota, Dinophyceae, Suessiales, Symbiodiniaceae.